Messenger RNA from Anopheles cruzii, 4166 nucleotides. RefSeq names its product cAMP-dependent protein kinase type I regulatory subunit (gene Pka-R1). The transcript is spliced from 5 exons. The coding region runs from base 209 to 1330 and encodes 373 amino acids. Gene Ontology annotation, molecular function: cAMP-dependent protein kinase regulator activity. Gene Ontology annotation, biological process: regulation of protein phosphorylation. Gene Ontology annotation, cellular component: cAMP-dependent protein kinase complex. The record is from RefSeq and is a predicted model, not a curated record. Lineage: Eukaryota; Metazoa; Arthropoda; Insecta; Diptera; Culicidae.
ACCGUCAAUUACCAGCAGCCUCGUGAUUGCCUUGCGUGUAUCGGUUUCGUGAUUAGCCACUGCGAGCAGAUAGUGUUCGCCGUUCGCGGAUCACCGUAGGCGACGAGAGAAUACAUACGUCAGUCACCAACGUGCUAAUAUCUUCGCCCCCCGUCGUUCGUCAACGUCGUUAGUGCCCGUGAAAGUCGCCUACCGCCGAGACCGCAGCAUGUCGUCCGCACUGGAGGAAGAGCAGCACCUGCGGGAAUGUGAAUCUUACAUUCAGACGCACCGCAUUCUGCGGCUGCUGAAGGAGUGCAUCGUGCAGCUGUGCCUGUCACGGCCCGAGAACCCGAUCGUCUUCCUGCGGCAGUACUUCCAGCAGCUAGAACGGGAGCAAGCGAAGCUGGAUGCGAGUAAGCAGGCGGCCACACCGGACGAUCUGGACGAUCUGAGUCCGAUGCCACAGACCACGGCGCCGCCGGUGCGGCGCCGCGGUGGCAUCUCGGCCGAGCCGGUCACCGAGGAGGACGCGACCAGCUACGUGAAGAAAGUGGUCCCGAAGGACUACAAAACGAUGGCCGCGCUGUCGAAGGCGAUCGCAAAGAACGUGCUGUUUUCGCACCUGGACGAGAACGAGCGGUCGGACAUCUUCGACGCCAUGUUCCCGUGCACCUUCCUGCCCGGCGACCCGAUCAUCCAGCAGGGCGACGAGGGGGACAACUUUUACGUCAUCGACAUCGGCGAAGUUGAGGUCUUUGUAAAUAGCGAACAGGUGACGACCAUCAGCGAGGGCGGUAGCUUCGGUGAGCUGGCCCUCAUCUACGGUACGCCCCGUGCGGCCACCGUCCGUGCCAAAACCGACGUCAAGCUGUGGGGCAUCGACCGGGACUCGUACCGGCGCAUCCUGAUGGGCUCGACGAUCCGCAAGCGCAAGAUGUACGAGGAGUUCCUGUCUCGAGUGUCCAUCCUAGAGAGCCUCGACAAGUGGGAACGGCUGACGGUGGCGGACGCCCUGGAACCGGUGAGCUUCGAGGACAGCGAAACGAUCGUACGGCAGGGCGAACCCGGCAACGACUUCUACAUCAUCGUCGAAGGCUGUGCCACCGUCAUGCAGAAGCGGGGCGAGAACGAAGAGGCCGCGGAAGUGGGCCGGCUCGGACCGAGCGAUUACUUUGGCGAGAUUGCACUGCUGCUGGACCGGCCCCGGGCCGCCACCGUCAUUGCGCGCGGGCCACUCAAGUGCGUCAAGCUGGACCGUGCCCGGUUCGAGCGGGUCCUCGGGCUGUGCGCCGACAUCCUGAAGCGCAACAUAACGCAGUACAACAGCUUCGUUUCGCUGUCGGUCUGAAGUGGUCACAUCCACACGUCCCGGAAGCCACCACCACCCAACCGGACCGUGGCGUGGCGGCCGCCUUCUUUUGUCGCGAACCCUUUGAUUUUUUUGGUCGUCGCCCCCGUGUUGCCAGAGGACGCCGCGCAUUACAGCUUAGAAAGAAACACCCAUUUCGUGGUCAGUUUGUUGGGUCAGCGACUGGAAAAUGACUGGACCCCCCCCCGCUUGAGGGCCGCUGGUGUAGCUUUUGUUCUUCACUUCCCCUUUUUUAGUGGGAAACCCGAAAUUCGAUGCAGAUUGUGCGGACUAAAAUACCGUUUACAGAGUAUCAUUUUAUAAGCAUAUCCAAUCACUUCGGGAAGGGACGUGGCCUGCCGCAGGACGGGCCCAAGGACGGGCACACAAACAGACCCCUUUCGGAGAAGAUAACCCCGACGAGUCAUGGCCACAGCCCGUUCCGUUUUCUCUCGCCCGGUGCGGGGCGAAUAGUUUACUUAAAAAGUCACAGCGGAACGACGGACCUGGAAUGCCGUCGAGACCGCCGAGAAAGUGUCCGAUUGUGUCCGUUUUGUUUUUUAACCCAACCAAUGUAUUAAACAGAAACACCACGCGAAGCGUUCGGGGACACAGAGAGAGAAAGAGAGAGAGAUCGGGGUAGGAAAAAUUAUCAGCUAGGGUCGCAGAGAGAAAGAGAGAGAGAUUUUGCACCAUUUGUAUCAUAAACGUCCUGUUCUUUGUUUCCCCUAUUAACGUCUUUUUAGAGAGUAAUGAAAUUUUAAGUUAUUUAUAACCCGCGUGCGGUUCCGGCCCGGCCCGGGAACUGUAAGGAAAACGGGCACGGGGACGAUCCGUGCCAGAAGCGAUACAAUUAAGGGACAGGCACAGAGAGAGAGAGAGAGGGGCGAGCGAAAGAUGAUAAGUAGCAGAAGUGAUUAGCCAUUUUGGGCAUUUUUGUAUUUGGUGCGAAUUUGCGGUGGCCGUGGCAUGUGAAGUUAAACCUAAAACCAGACACACGAACACCUACCUACAAUUCCGCCUAAGAAGUGGCCAACACCAUAACGCAAACGAAGCACAAUUGAAACCGCGAACUGCGCGGAAUCCCCCGAAAUGGAAAAAGGGCACACGAAAAUCCACGAUCACAGGAACACAGGAACACAGGAAUCAAAAACACAGGUACAUUACGUUGGUGUCGUUUUAAACGUGUUGUUUCCACAUUUGGUGUCAGUAUGUCCGUUGAUGUGUGUGUGUGUAAAACGGCGGGACGAAGGACGAGCCGCUAGACGUUUUUUAACUAACCCAUUUCUGACUCUGUCUGUCUGUCUGUCUGUUUGUCUGUCGGUCUGUGACCGCGUUCCGUGCGCGGUGCGAUCGCGCGGAUUAUAAGCGUAAAAUGGGCAUACUUUUGCGAAUAAGCGAUCUUCGUGUUUCUGUAUCUGUAAGGAAGGAACUGAGAGUAAGGAACUGAGAUGUGGUUCGUUGAGGUGAACUGCUGACGCGGAAAGGACGUGCCACAUAGACGUGGCACCGUGGGGGGACGUGAUCAUUCAUUACACACCACAACACCACACACACAGCACAGUGUCCCGCUUCCCGAUGUGAUGUGUUCCACCUUUGAAUGCAAUCCGAUCAAUAUGCGGGCGGAGAGCGGUUUACUAAAGUUACUUAAUCAACCUUGGAAUGUGAGUCUUUGCACUGAGCGAUCGCAAUUGGAGGGAACUGGUCUUGACUGUUUGAUCUUUCUGUACGCUUUCUCUCGGUACGCUUCAAUGUCCCCGUGACCCGUGAUCGGUUCCCUACCGCGCCGGUGUGUAAGCUAUUUUAAUUUAAAACUUCCCCUUCAAACCCACAUCUGACCCGAUGGCAUGACGAUGAUGGAGAGCACCGCAGCAUGUUAGCCGUGGCAAAGUUUAGCAGUUAGAUAAGGCUGGACCUUUUUCGUAUAAAUACAUUCACAUCACACACACAACAACAACCACAACCACACAGGCUCACGCGUCGUCGGGGUGUAGAGGAUCUUUUGUAGGUAAUUUCGAACUCUCCGCUCUGGUAGUAUGGUGGCCACCCACUUUGCCUUCAACUACUUCCCUUUCACUAUUCCGUGUCUGCUGUUCGAUGGCGCAAACUCUUCUCAAGCCGCGCCUCAAGCCGCCGCUGCGCCUAUUGUGUAGAGUAGUGUCGAGUUCCCGAAAGUUCUCUGUCUAAGAGGGACUAAGGUUUCGGAUUAGAAUCGAACCACGCGGCAGCGGAGGACAAAACCCCACUCCCAAGGUAGGAUCAGCCAAGGAUCAUCACUCUGCUUCUUCUUCGUUCCGUAGGAUCCAUAGGAUCUGCUAGCCCGAUAGGUCACUUUAAUCCGUAACCCAAAUCUAUGCCAAAUUAACGCUACUUCCGCUAUCGCGUUCGCCGUACUUUCCUAGAGAUUAGUGAAAACGAUCGCGCAGUUAGUUUUUCGAACGUUAGAUCGACUUAGAGAAGAUCGCAACAUCGACACAGUUUGUUGGGUUGUACUUUUUCGAACCUUGUCGUUGAACGGUGGCGUAGUGAAGGACACAGGAGAAGAGCGCAGAACAAUAGUAAGCAAGAUUCGUACGAUCAAGUGUCGAUCGGUCGGAGGCAAACCACAUAAUCAUCUCCAUCACUAGCAGCAGCAGCAGCAAAACGAAUCACUUUGGGCUUUGUUUUUCGUCUGUAGAUUUACGGAAUAAUUGUUCCCUACCGGAAAAAGAACUACCGGAAGGAUACGAGACAGACGGACAGAGGUACGCGCGCGGCCGAGAGUGUGAUACGCCGAGCGGGGAGAGGCAAACGUGUAUUAAGUGAAUGUGUAUGAAUAAAAAGCAAACAAAUACAA